GUGAAGGGGGAUACCAAGUUUGUUGUACACCGGGUGUACAAAAAAGUUUCUCAUCAGUCUCUGUUUUUCUCCCCACUGCGUGGUACUGUUUUACAACCAACGGACCAAACAAUACCCCCCGGACGCCAAGCAUAAACACCAAUCGAAAUCGAAAUGAUUCACGCGAACCUCCUCCGACCAAAAACCAGAACAACCACCAGCACCACGACAACGUCACCACCAAAACCCUCUCCCGAAUCUCCACCGCACUCAUCUAAUGCUAAAACCCUCACCCUACCUUCCAAAAUGUCUCAUCGCAGCAAAUCCCUCCUCAAACCCGCACUGGCCAUCCUCUUCCUCCUCUUAUCCUCCUACGCUUUCUUCAACACCUUCUUCUCCCCAAACCCUAACAUUAAUAAUCCCUUUGUAUAUUCCCAAAGACAAAAUCCCAUCACUAACUCCCCCCCAGUAGUAAAAGUCUACAUGUACGAUCUGCCCAGAAAAUUCACCUACGGAGUGAUCGAGAGCUACGCGAUCGCCAGAGGGGGUAUCAAGGUACAAGAUGACUCGCUCUUGAUCUACCCGGGUAACCAGCACUCGGCUGAGUGGUACCUGUUUUCAGAUUUGAACCGAGUUGGCCGAGUCGAUUCGGUCGUGACUCGUGUUCUGGAUCCGGAACAGGCGGAUUUGUUCUACGUUCCCUUCUUCUCGUCUUUGAGCUUGGUGGCGAACCCGAUUCGGCCUGCUACAGUUAAAACAAUGGAAGAUGGUCAUGUUUAUUACAAUGAUGAGGAGAUGCAGGUGGGUUUGAUCGAGUGGUUGGAGGAGCAUUGGUAUUGGAAAAGGAACAAUGGGUGGGACCAUGUUUUUGUGUGUCAGGACCCCAACGCCUUGUACAAGGUUGUGGAGAGAGUCAAGAGUGGGGUGCUACUUGUUUCCGAUUUCGGGAGGUUGGGCCGUGAUCAGGCCUCAUUGGUGAAGGAUGUGAUUUUGCCCUAUUCGCAUCGGAUUAAGACCUUUGGUGGGGAUGUUGGUGUGGAGUCGAGGAAUUCGUUGUUGUUCUUUAUGGGGAAUCGGUAUCGGAAAGAGGGUGGGAAGGUCCGUGACUUGCUGUUUCAAAUACUUGAGAAUGAAGAAGGUGUCACUAUUAAACAUGGUGCACAGUCAAGAGAGAGUCGGCGUGCAGCUUCACAAGGGAUGCAUACAUCAAAGUUCUGUUUGCAUCCUGCUGGUGAUACUCCAUCAGCCUGUCGUCUCUUUGAUGCUAUUGUGAGCUUGUGUGUUCCAGUUAUAGUUAGCGACUAUGUUGAGUUGCCUUUUGAAGAUGUCAUAGAUUAUAGAAAAAUCGCAGUUUUUGUAGAUACAAACUCAGCUGUAAAGCCGGGAUACUUGAGUAAAUUACUCAGGAGGGUAAGUACAGAGAGAAUUCUGGAAUUCCAGCAGGAGCUGAAAAAGGUGAAGCGAUACUUUGAGUACGAGGACCCAAAUGGAACGGUAAAUGAAAUAUGGCGUCAAGUCUCUCUAAAGCUACCGCUUAUCAAAUUGAUGAUAAAUCGUGAUAAACGUCUUGUCAAGAGGGAAUUGCCUGAACCAGACUGCUCUUGUUUGUGUUCGAACCAAUCUGGAAUCAACACCACACUAUGAUGCUUCCUUUGGGGAUUCUACGGCGAUUACAAAGGAUUUAAGAUUUGUUUCAUACUUGUGGUAAUUAAAAUGGUCCUUUUCUUCAUACUGUUCAGGAAAAAAAUAACUUGCGCAUGUAUCAUGGCAGGAAAAAUAACUUCAACAUACAUGUUUUAGUUCAUUCUUUGGAGACAUGGAGAAGUGCAAUUCGGCAAUAAACGUUUUGCUUUGUUGUAUUGUGACAAUAAGGGCUACAAAUCAGGGUUUAUUUUUUUGUAAUUAUAGUCAUGUAUGUGACCUAGAGAUCAGAGCUUAUUCAUUCGAUUUUUGUUUGGACAAAUAUGUCCUCCA
Molecule: messenger RNA, 1953 nt
Organism: Rhododendron vialii
Lineage: Eukaryota; Viridiplantae; Streptophyta; Magnoliopsida; Ericales; Ericaceae
Product: probable arabinosyltransferase ARAD1
Exons: 3
Coding region: 154-1623 (489 amino acids)
Molecular function (GO): glycosyltransferase activity
Source: RefSeq, a predicted model, not a curated record